GGGCGGGGAGCGCGCCGUGAUUUUCCCUGCGGAUCGGCCAGCCCCGGCUGGGGCGGCGGGGGAGCCCGCAGCAUGAGGAGGCUCCGGAGGCUGGUGCAUCUGGUGCUUUUCUGCCCGCUUUCCACGGGCUUGCAGAGUCGUCUCCCUGGCAUCAAAGUGAAAUAUCUUUUCCUUGCCUGGCUGGGCAUCUUCGUGGGCAGCUGGGUGGUGUACAUGCAUUACUCAUCCUAUUCCGAACUGUGCAGAGGUCACGUCUGCCAGAUGAUAAUCUGCGAUCAGUACAAGAAGGGGAUCAUUGCUGGCUCAACAUGCAAAGACUUGUGUGAGGAGCACACCCUGGUGUUCCAGCAGUGUCUUUCCUCAUCCCCCACUCAGCAGGUUUACAGGGGCCGCUGGAUGGAGAAAGAAGUGAUCAUUAAAUGUGGUAUUGAAGAUGCCUUAAAGGCCGACAGCAACCCCGAUUCAGUGUCCAAGAGGGACCUGGUUCUCUUUGACAAGCCUACAAGAGGGACAUCCAUGGACGAAUUCAGAGAGAUGCUCCUGAACUUCCUAAAAGCUAACCUAGGAGAUCAGACAUCACUUGCAGCCUUGGUGAACCAAAUCAUCACCAUGGCAGAUGUGAACAGAGAUGGGAAAGUGUCUCUGGCAGAGGCCAAAUCCAUCUGGGCUCUACUUCAUCUGAACGAAUUCCUGCUCAUGCUCUCCUUGCAUGAGAAAGAGCACACCUCCAAAUUGCUGGGACACUGCGGGGACCUGUAUGUCACGGAGAAGAUCCCUCACAACUCCCUCUAUGGUACUAAUGUCCCUCACUUCUUCCAGCCAUUGCUGCCUUCAGCCAUACACCGGAUUAUUCACCAGUGGUUUGCCCCAGCCUGGCCCAGGAGAGCAAAAAUCGCCAUUGGCCUUUUGGAGUUUGUGGAGGAGAUAUUCCAUGGGACAUACGGGAACUUCUACAUCUGUGAAACCAGCUUUAAGAACGUGGGCUACAAUGACAAGUAUGACUUCAAAAUGGUCAACCUGAGGAGGGUGGCAACAGAGAUGACAAUCAGAGGUUUCCUCAAGGGACGUCACUGUGAGCAGAACGUGGACUGCACCUACGGGAAGGACUGCAUGGCGACUUGUGACAAACUCAUGAAGCAGUGCAAGAGCGACAUGGUCCAGCCCAACCUGGCAAAAGUCUGCGGGCUGCUGCAGGAUUACUUGCUGUACGGAGCUCCAUCUGAUUUGAAAGAAGAGCUGCAGAAGCAGCUACGAACCUGUAUGACCCUUAGCGGCCUGGCUAGCCAGAUGGAAGUGCACCAUUCACUUGUGUUGAACAAUCUCAAGACCUUGCUUUGGAAGAAGAUUUCAAAUACCAAAUAUUCCUAACAGGGUAGCCGUGACUGUGGGCUAUAGUGUUGGUAUCCAGUUAAGGACAGAAGGUCAUGCCUCCUCAUUCCACCAGAGGAAAUGCACCGGAAGCAGGUAGUUCACAUGGCUGCAGCCCUUUUUCCUUCAUGAAACCGCCACCGCCAAUAAAGCAUCAGUGACCCGUACUACUUAGCAAAAUCAUCAAUAGCGUGCUUUAGGUCUGCAAAGAACAUGAUGCAAAGUAGAAAUACCAACAGCCUGGCUGAAUAGGUUUGGGAGAAGAAGAUAGAGGAACCAGAGUCGAGCUGCACCUCUUUCCUGCUAAUCAAGGAACAAUCACAAGUGCAGAAAGAGAAUGAAUCAUCAUGCUGUAAUUGUCAUAUCUUAUUUUGAUGAACACUUCUGAUGUAAAUAAAUAUGUGAGCAGCCCUGGUA
Caretta caretta (loggerhead turtle) is the source of this 1785-nucleotide messenger RNA. It is a transcript of the gene DIPK1B, whose product is annotated as divergent protein kinase domain 1B. Gene Ontology annotation, molecular function: calcium ion binding. Lineage: Eukaryota; Metazoa; Chordata; Testudines; Cheloniidae. The record is from RefSeq and is a predicted model, not a curated record.